AUUGUGAAUGGCUUACUAAUUUCUCUGUGGAUGGACGGGACGGUAAACGUGGCAAGAGAUUGAAGGUUUGUCUUUAUUUGCGAUCUUGGCAUGGACAAACAAACAAUGAGUUCGUGCUUUGAGAGGUGACAGACCGUCUAGACUUGCUUUCCGUUAUUAGCGCGUGGAAGACACUUCCGACCCCAAUAGAUCUAGUGUCUCAUGAAUACCAUAUGCCCCCCAUGUGGUGGGAUUUCCAACUCAGCGCGUGUCUACACUCUCUCUACUUUAUGCUCGCCGGGUAAAGGAAGACACAGCGUCAGGCUGUCACGUAUGUAUCGGCCCGGAUGCAAAUGAUAGCAGCAAAACACAAUUUUGAUUAUUUACGUAUAAUAAUGUUGGAGUACACUAGCAGAACCACCGUCGUGCGGCACGUGACCUUUGUAUCCAGCCGCCUUGUCGGAGGUCCCCACUGCCUUUUCAGAGACAGAACUGGUCAUGCAGCGGACUGCUCCAUGCCCCUUGCCAAAAAUAUGUUUGUUUUCAUGUUAUUAUACUGUAAUAAGCUUAUGUUAUGUGGGAUUCAUCACCCCCUGAAACUUCAGGUUUUAGAAUUGGGGGCAUUGCUUUUCCAUAUCGCUGAUAUGAAAUGCUUUAGCGUGGCUGUUAAACCAGAUGACGCAACUUGUGGGCCGCCUACUUGGAUUGGUAAGGGCCUCACUUGUGUUUGCUUCAAGCGAAAGGGAGCAUAUGAACGAAUUUGCAUUAACUUGACCCCUCAACAGGAAGAAAGAUUGAAGAGGUUGAAGCAUAGGAUGAAGGUUUAUUUUGAUGCUUCCAGGCCAGACCACCAGGAUGCUUUGAGAGCUCUAUGGUCUGCCACAUAUCCUGAUCGGGAACUGAGUGGCUUAAAAUCUGAUCAAUGGAAAGAAAUGGGAUGGCAGGGAAGAGAUCCAUCUACUGAUUUCAGAGGAGCUGGAUUCAUUUCUCUGGAAAACCUACUGUUCUUUGCAAAGACAUUUUCAACAUCAUUUCAAUAUUUGCUAAAAAAAAAAGGAGGAAAACGAUCUGCUUGGGAGUAUCCAUUUGCUGUUGCUGGUGUAAAUAUCACAUUUAUGAUUAUGCAGAUGCUUGACCUUGAUUCCAUGAAACCUCGAACAUUUGUCAGGCCAGUUUUCUUACAGAUUCUGUCAGGUAAGAAGCAGCAGCUACAUCCAGUAAAAAUUAAGGUCAUACAGUCAUAUCCUAAAGAGCCCUAUGCAACUCCAGUUCAUUAG
Messenger RNA from Populus euphratica (Euphrates poplar), 1256 nucleotides. RefSeq lists its product as uncharacterized. The transcript is spliced from 7 exons. NCBI's taxonomy places the organism in Eukaryota, Viridiplantae, Streptophyta, Magnoliopsida, Malpighiales, Salicaceae. The record is from RefSeq and is a predicted model, not a curated record. Bases 327 to 1256 code for a protein of 309 amino acids.